This is a messenger RNA of Eremothecium gossypii ATCC 10895, 1761 nucleotides long. RefSeq names its product nucleobase:cation symporter-2 family protein. Gene Ontology annotation, cellular component: fungal-type vacuole; membrane. The coding region runs from base 1 to 1761 and encodes 586 amino acids. The record is from RefSeq and is marked provisional. The transcript has a single exon. Gene Ontology annotation, molecular function: xanthine transmembrane transporter activity. Gene Ontology annotation, biological process: transmembrane transport; xanthine transport. Lineage: Eukaryota; Fungi; Ascomycota; Saccharomycetes; Saccharomycetales; Saccharomycetaceae.
AUGGUGGUAGUUGAUAAUAGCCGCGGAGGCGCAUUCGCAUACUACGCGGGUAAGCUGCGAAACAAGGUAGCGACGCGGCGCGGGCUUUUAGGCGACUACGACUACAAGUACCUGUUCACGCCGCAGAUAUUCAAGCGCCAGGAGAAGCGUCAGCCAUUUUUCUCGAUCAAUGCAGAAAUCCCGGUGGUGCUUGGGGUGCUGUUGGGGCUGCAGCACGCGCUGGCGAUGCUGGCGGGCGUGAUCACACCGCCAAUUCUGAUAGCGGCGGCGGCGAACUUUGACAGCGAGACGCAGCAGUACCUAGUGGGCGCGUCGCUGGUGGUGAGCGGGCUUCUGUCGAUGGUGCAGAUCACGCGCGUGCGGAUUCCUUACACGAAUUAUUACAUUGGUUCUGGGAUGUUGUCGGUGGUGGGCACGAGUUUCGGUGUGCUGCCGCUGGUGCAGAGCAUCAUACCAAUUAUGUACCAGACCGGCUACUGCGGUAUGGAUGAGCAGGGGUCACCGCUACCGUGCGUGCGCGGCUACGGGGCGCUGCUCGGAACGUCGUGCGUGUGUGCGCUGUGGGAGGUGCUGCUGAGUUUUAUGCCCGCGCGCUUUCUGAAGAAGCUAUUUCCCAGCGUGGUGACUGGUAGCGUGCUGCUAACUAUGGGCGCGUCGCUAGUCAAGUCCGGGUUCCAGGACGUGCUGGGGGGGUCUGGCUGUGUGGGCGGCAUGUGUCCCCACGAGGGCGCGCCCAUGGCGGCCCCGUACGGCAGCGCCCGCUUCCUCGGGCUUGCGUUCCUCGUGUAUACCACAAUUAUUGUGUGCGAAAGAUGGGGCGCACCGAUAAUGAAGUCCUGUAGUGUCAUCGUCGGCCUGCUCGUCGGUUGCAUCGUGGCAGGCGCCUGCGGCUACUUUGACGGCUCGGGCAUCAGCUCUGCGCGAGCCGUCUCGUUCCCGUGGAUCCAGACAUUCCCGCUCAACGUGUACGGGCCAGCCGUGAUUCCGUUCCUCGUCGUCUAUACGCUUCUGCUCAUGGAAACGCUCGGUGACCUGACGGCGUCUAUGGAGGUGUCGCGCCUGGAGAUGGAGGGUGCGCUGCACGAGUCGCGGCUACAAGGCGGGCUAACUGGCGACGGGCUGAUCGGCGUCCUCGCUGGCCUGAUGACCAUCACGCCCAUGUCAACCUUUGCGCAGAACAAUGGCGUCAUCGCCAUCACGCGCUGCGCCAGCAGAACGGUCGGCUACUGGGCCUGCUUCAUCCUUAUCAUCAUGGGUGUCUUCACCAAGUUUGCAGCCGCCAUCGUCGCCAUUCCGAAGCCCGUAUUGGGUGGCAUGACCUCCUUUCUCUUCACCUCCGUCCUCGUCAGCGGCCUCAAAAUCAUCUCCACUAUCCGCUUCACCCGCCGCGACCGCUUUGUUCUUACAGCGGCGCUGAUGCCGGGCAUUGCCUCGGUGCUCAUCCCGGACUGGUUCAGCCAUGUCUUCAACUACCAGGGCGACAACCACGCUCUACAGGGCCUUCUAAAUGGGGUUACCAUCAUCAUGCAGUCCAGCUACUGUCUAGCUGGCUUCAUUGCAACUAUCCUCAACCUCCUGCUCCCCCAGGACAUGGAGCUCGCGGACGACAACGAUUGGGAGGGCAGCUCUGCCGACAAGAGCUCGAUGAAGGAGCUCGACGCCGUGCAGAUGGACAGCCUUGUGCCGCAGUACGGCGACUUCGAGGCCGCCCACGACUCCUCGCUCAAGACAAAGCAACGCGUGGGGGCUAGUGCGGUCUGA